AUGGCUGACAACAACCGAAAAAGAAAUCAUAAUCAUUGGAAUCAAAAAGUAAAGCAGAAAUCAGUUGAAGCUGGAGUAACUGGUCUCUUUUUCUCAUGUGAAGGACACGAGAAACAGGCACUUCAAGAAGCGUACAGCAUUAUCGAUGAACUUUUAGAAGAUCCUCAGAUUUCUACGGCUCCCGAAGUUGUUCCCGAAGAUGUCAAGGCUUCAGAAGCUAAGCCAGAAGUCGAUGUUGGAGAUGACUCAGAUGAGGAUAUUGCCGACGCACUGAAAAAAGCGUGUGAUGAUCAACGACAAGCGAAACCUGGAAAUGGAAAACCUGGGAAAAAAGAACGGAGAUGUAUUCAACGACCGACUGGAGUCAAAAAUUGUAUUUUUGUUAGUGUGAAGAAUGCUAAAAUCGAACUUUUGGCCGAAAAAAUGGUAGAUUUAACACAGAAAGCUCCGAGAUGUCGAUAUCUUCAAAGAGUUUAUCCAGUAGAACACACGAUGGCAGUGGAUUUAUCAAAAAUGAACGAAGUAUUAAUGAAAGUUAUUUCGGACACACUGAAACCUAAUGACGAAGGAAAACUUCCUACAUACUCAGUGGAAUUCAAAGCACGAAAUAACGAUUCUGUGGCACGAGCUUCUGUCCUUCAAAUGGUCGAUGACGCAAUUUGUGUGUUGGCUCCAGCAGCAAGAGUGAAUUUGAAUCAUGCCGACGUCACAUUCUUCGUUCAAGUAUCUCGUACAACAAUCAUGAUCGGAGUUUGCCGUCAGUUCUACGACCGGAGGAAGUACAGCCUGCGUCCCGUGAAGGCCGUCACCAAUGCAGUCACCGCAGCCGAAUAA
This is a messenger RNA of Caenorhabditis remanei, 834 nucleotides long. RefSeq lists its product as uncharacterized. Gene Ontology annotation, molecular function: RNA binding. Lineage: Eukaryota; Metazoa; Nematoda; Chromadorea; Rhabditida; Rhabditidae. The coding region runs from base 1 to 834 and encodes 277 amino acids. The transcript is spliced from 4 exons. Gene Ontology annotation, biological process: tRNA modification. The record is from RefSeq and is a predicted model, not a curated record.